Messenger RNA from Trichomycterus rosablanca, 3846 nucleotides. RefSeq names its product cartilage intermediate layer protein 2 (gene cilp2). The transcript has 10 exons. The record is from RefSeq and is a predicted model, not a curated record. Lineage: Eukaryota; Metazoa; Chordata; Actinopteri; Siluriformes; Trichomycteridae. Bases 25 to 3786 code for a protein of 1253 amino acids.
AGAGGCUGCUGAACAUAAGCCACCAUGUGGAAGUGGAUGUGGGGGGCACUGAUCCUGUGUGCCCUCUUCACUCUUGCUGUGGCACAAGGUUCCAGCUCACAGCAACAGAGAACAAGCAAGAGAAGCAGGAAUACAAAUCCGGCCUACAACAACAUCUUCGAACCUCAAACCACAGGGGUGACUGAGUGGACAUCCUGGUUCAACAUCGACCAUCCCGGAGGUAACGGUGACUACGAGAGACUAGAGGCCAUUCGUUUUUACUACCGAGAGAGGGUGUGUGUACGCCCCGUGGCCAUGGAGGUCCGUACCACAGAGUGGGUGGCUGCUGCAGACACCGGGGAAGUAGUACAUUCCAGCCUGGAAAAAGGCUUUUGGUGCGUCAACAGAGAACAGCCAUAUGGGCGAGUCUGUUCCAACUACCACGUGCGCUUCCAGUGUCCGCCAGUUCAGGCAUACUGGACUGACUGGAGCAACUGGAGUUCUUGUUCCACCACUGUGUGUAACGACGUGGGAAUCCAGGUGCGACGACGGAAGUGCAUGAGCACACAGCCUCUCCCCGCACUGGCCACACCAGCCUGUCCAGGCCCUCAUGUCGAGCGGAGAGAGUGCUCUACCCCACCCUGCCAAGCCAGGUGGAGCCCGUGGGGAAUGUGGAGUGUUUGUUCUGUGACCUGUGGAAAGGGUCGGAGAAGCAGACGGAGAACUUGUAUCAGAUCGUCUGAUAAGAUCAACUGCACAGGACGGCCAGUAGAAAUCCAGAAAUGUGGAAGUGCUCCAUGUCCAGUACUGUGUCCGCUAGUGUGUCCCGAGGGACGUCCAAGUGAGGACUGCAACUAUUGUGUGUGUAAGGGACAGACACUAAAAGGGGAAGUUCUGAGCGUGGCCGGAGCGCCAGUGUCUGGAGCCAGUGUGGCCGUGGCAGACCUGCCUUCAGUUAUCCGUGCUCAUACAGACACCAACGGUCUGUUCGAGAUUGCUGGCAUGUGCUCAGGCCUCGAGUCCCGGCUACUUAUCAGUAGGGACAAAUUCGCCCCUGCAACUGUCCCGGUUUUUAGAAACAGUAGUAAGAGUCUGUGGGUUCGAGCUUUUCUCAGGUCCUCAGAUGUGCCGUAUAUCAUCAAACAUCCUGAAGACAAAGCGCGUUACGAAGGCCAACGUGUGACACUUUGCUGCAAAGCAACAGGAACCCCAAACCCUGACAAAUAUUACUGGUAUCACAAUGGAACCUUACUGGAUCAGAAAAUACACAAAAAUGAAGGCGACCUUGUACUGAGACACCUAAAACCGGAACAGGCGGGGCAGUAUUACUGCAAAGCUAGUAGUCUGACAGGAACCAUCAAAUCUCACCCUGCCCUCCUAACUGUUCUGGCCAAAGGAGCUCCAGCUUGUAACACCACACCAGAAAUUCACCUAAUUAAACUGCCACUAGACUGUAAGCAGCAUGGCAAAAACUCCCGGUGGUAUAAUGCUGGUCGCUGUCCUCACAACAAAUGUCCUGGCUCACUGGAUUUUGACCUACGAUGCAAAGAUUCGUCCAAUUUCUGCUGCGGUGUGAAGCACAUGGAGGCAAAGGAGAUUAACUGCGGGAGCUACGUUCUUCCUAUUAAAGUCGUCAGUGAGUGCGGUUGCCAGAAAUGUGUGCAGCCUAAAAUUCUGGUACGGGGUAGAGUCGUCUCUGCAGACAACAAUGAGCCCUUGCGGUUUGGACACAUUUUUAUGGGAAAGGAACGAGUAGGAAUCACGGGGUAUCAAGGUGGCUUCACGAUUCAGGUACCUGUUGACAACCAGCGCCUGGUAGUGAACUUUGUAGAUCCAUCACAGAAGUUCUUGGAUACUCUGAAAGUGUUUAUUUUUGACAAGAAGGGUGGUUCAGUGUACCACAAUGUGAAAAUAAUGAGAAAGCAGGAACCAAUCGACAUUAAUUCUGCAGAGAGCAACACUAUUUAUCUGGGGGAUAUUAAAGGAGAGGAUCCGAUUGGUCAGCUGGUAAUACCACCAAACUCCUUCCACAAAAACACCGGGGAAAAAUAUGAAGGCACGGUUAAAGCAAGUGUCACAUUCUUCGAUCCACGAAAUAUCACCACAGCUGCCGCCAUACCAGGAGACUUGAACUUUGUAGGAAAUGAGGGAGACAUUCUUCCUCUCAGGACAUACGGAAUGUUUUCUGUCGAUUUCAGGGAUGAAGCAAACCAGGAGAUUCUCGGAGCUGGUGAAGUCCAAGUGCUCUUCGACACUGAGCAUGUCAAAAUGCCAGAACACGUCCCUGCUAUGAAACUGUGGUCUCUCAACCCAGAGACGGGUAUUUGGGAAGAAGAGGCAGACUUCCAUCCAACUCAAGUAACCACUGAAGGAAACGGAAGGAGGAAAAGAGAGGAACGCACUUUCCUGAUUGGAAACAUGGAAAUCCGAGAGCGCAGGUUGUUUAACCUUGAUGUACCCGAAAGCCGGCGCUGCUACGUCAAGGUGCGAGCGUACAUGAGUGACAAGUUCCUGCCCACCGAGCAGCUUGAAGGAGUAGUAAUUAACUUGAUAAACCUAGAGCCAAUGCCUGGAUACACAUCUAAUCCUAGAGCGUGGGGCCGUUUUGACAGUGUGAUCACUGGACCUAAUGGGGCGUGUCUGCCAGCCUUCUGUGAUGCUCAGAGACCUGAUGCAUACACCGCUUAUGUUACAGCCACAAUGGGGGGUGAGGAACUAGAGGCAGCCCCGUCUAUGCCAAAAAUGAAUCCUAACAUAAUCGGUGUGUCAAAGCCAUAUUUGGACAAAUUAGAUUACCAACGCUCAGAUCAUGAUGAUGCACAACUCAAGAAAACGGCCUUCAAAGUAAACCUAGCCAAGCCUAAUCCUAAUAAUCUGGAUGAAACCAAUGGACCGAUAUAUCCUUACCAGAGUUUAAUCGCAUGUGAAAAUGCUCCUGCCGAUGCAAACCACUUCAGGUUUUUCCGUGUGGAGAAGGACAAAUAUGAGUACAACGUGGUACCUUUCCAGGAGGGUGACCUGACCACUUGGACUGGGGAUUAUCUCUCAUGGUGGCCCAAUCCUCAGGAGUUUAGGGCCUGCUAUAUCAAAAUUAAGGUCCAUGGGGAAGCAGAAGUCAUGGUGAGGUCAAAGAACUUUGGUGGUACACAUCGACAGACCAGGGGGCAGUUAUAUGGCAUUAGGGACGUCCGCAGCACUCGUGACUUACACCAUCCUAACACUUCUGCUGCUUGCCUGGAAUUUAAGUGCAGUGGAAUGCUUUUUGAUCAAGGUGCUGUUGACCGGUCUCUCAUUACUGUAGUUCCACAAGGUAACUGUCGAAGAACAGGCAUCAACAGUCUUCUGCAAGAGUACCUUACAAAGCACCCGCCUCUUUUACACAACAACGACUCUUAUGCAUUUAGCAUGUUAGCCCCCGUUGACCCGCUGGGCCAUAAUUAUGGAAUCUACACCGUCACAGACCAAAACCCUCGUAUAGCUAAGGAGAUCGCCAUAGGACGCUGCUUCGAUGGUACCUCGGAUGGAUUUUCCAGGGAGAUGAAAUCUGAAUCUGGAGUAGCUCUAACUUUCAGCUGCCCAAAGAAAACUGUGAACCGGGAAAGCCUGUUCCAGCGCUUGCAAACAAAUCCUGGACAAACCUUGUCACAAAUGGCUCGGGACAUGAGGGAGUCACAGGGAAUGCAGGUCAGAAGAGGGGCAGCGCAGGUUGUACCGUAUCCUUUGGCCCAACAGGGUAGAAGGCCAGGCCGCAGACCUACCAACACUAGCAGGAGAAGAGCCGCCAGAUGGACUCAACAGAAGCAGUAGAGCCGCCAAGGGUCUUUGGGUAGAUGCUGAAUGAAGACAUGGGAUUCACACAAAUGAUGA